AUGAUCCGGGCGCAACGGCUGGCGAGGGCGGCGAUCACGGGUUUCUCCUGCGCGCACCUCCGCCUUCUUCCGCGGCGGCGGCCCGCCUUCGUUCCCGCCGUCGUGGACGUUUCAACCCUCCUUUCCCGCGCCUCCCCGCCUCCCGGGGGGCGGGGCUACACCACAGACGACGGCCGCGAGGGACUCCUCCCCCACGCGGCCGCUUCCGCAGCGGAGAGCCCCGCAUCCGACCCCCCUUUGGACGCCCCCGAGGAGGAUUUGACGCUCCAGGUCUUCCGCGAACUCGACGGGGUCUCCACGGAGGAGCGGCACCGGCGGGCAUGCACGGCGGACUUCCUCCGCGCCGUCCUCACGACGCCGCGGGAGCAGGAGUGGCGGGAUAUGAUCGCCGCCGCCCUCCGCGAGGGGACGUGGCGGGAGCACCACUUCGAGGCCCUCCUCCGCGGCGUCCGGCUGCUCCGAUACGAUGAGGCGGGAAGCACCCCGACCCGACGGCUUCGCCGCACCCACGGGGUUUUGAUUUUCUGGCGCGAGGAGGCCGCGGCCGAGGCGGAGAGGCCUUCGAAUCGCGUCGUGGGCGCGCUCCUCACGCAGCUCCUCCGCGCCGCGAAGCAGCAUCGAGCGCCCCUGCCCUUUUCCUCCGCCUCCCCUUCUCAGCCGCCGCGGCAGCGGCAGGGGGCGGCGGCGGCCUCAAAUUCACCCGAGGAGCUGCCAUCAAGCGAGGCGGAGGCGUCGGGGAUCACGUUUCGGGAGGUGUGGCGGUUUCUCGCGUGGAUGGAACUCCACGGCUACCACGUGCACUCCUUCGAGCUCCUUGACGAGCUUGAGCGCUACGUCGAUGACGACGACGACCACCAUGUCAGGGGGGAUCGCGGUGGCGCCGCGCGAUACGCUCCAGAGCCUCGCAGCCGGAAUCGUAUGGAGUACCUCCGCGGUGAAAGAGCACGGCUGCGAGAGAUCGAAGCGGGGGUCGACCCUCGGGAAUACCGACAUCCACCUAGACGUGUCGACAUCCCGCGAACGGAGACAGAAUAG
Messenger RNA from Phytomonas sp. EM1, 1035 nucleotides. Lineage: Eukaryota; Euglenozoa; Kinetoplastea; Trypanosomatida; Trypanosomatidae. The record is from the annotation of a GenBank genome assembly.